This is a messenger RNA of Alternaria conjuncta, 1593 nucleotides long. RefSeq lists its product as uncharacterized. The coding region runs from base 1 to 1593 and encodes 530 amino acids. Gene Ontology annotation, biological process: hydrogen peroxide catabolic process; response to reactive oxygen species; cellular response to oxidative stress. The record is from RefSeq and is a predicted model, not a curated record. The transcript is spliced from 2 exons. Gene Ontology annotation, molecular function: heme binding; peroxidase activity. Lineage: Eukaryota; Fungi; Ascomycota; Dothideomycetes; Pleosporales; Pleosporaceae.
AUGAGGAGAAACCAACUAAUCAGCCUCGCGCUGCUUGCCCCGAGUUGUCAAGCCUACGUCUGGCCCAGCAAGUACGACCAGCUCGACGACCUACUGUAUCUGCAAUCUGGGUACAUCAGGAACGGAGAACUCUCAGAUCAGGUCCAGACCUGCUCAUUCGGCGCUCGCCAACCAGGCAUCCAAAAGGCCGCGGAAUGGGUGCGAACGAACUUCCACGACGCCGUCACCCACGAUGCCUCAACGGGGAUCGGCGGCUUGGACGCCUCGAUUCAAUACGAACUCGACAGACCAGAAAAUCUUGGUGCCGCGUUGAACAACACCCUAUCUGAUAUGGCCAGUUCAGUCAACAUCCGGAGCUCCGCAGCCGACGUUUUGGCUUUGUCAUUGGUCAUGUCUGUGGCUCGUUGCGCUGACAUGCGCGUGCCUCUACGACUGGGCCGCAAAGACGCGGCAGAAGCUGGCAUCAAAGGCGUACCGGAAGCGCACACCGACCUUGACACCACAAGGAAGAGAUUUGAAACUGCCAGUUUGACGGAGAAGGAGAUGAUCACUUUGAUUGCGUGUGGUCACAGCAUUGGAGGUGUUCACUCAGUCGAUCACCCGGAGAUCGUCUCCGGUCCCGUCACCGCCGAGAACAAGGCGACUUUCGAUACUACCAGCGGAGAGAUGGAUAACGCUGUGGUAACGGAGUACCUCAACAACUCGACAGCGAACCCAUUGGUCGUCAACGCCAACAACACUUUGAACUCCGACAAGCGCAUCUUCCUUGCCGACGACAACGCGACUAUGCGCAAGCUUGCAGACAAGGCCUACUUCAAGUCGCAGUGUGAAGCUGCAUUCGAGAAACUGAUUCACCUCGUGCCCGGAGAUGUCACACUAACGGAGCCCAUGGAGCCAGCGGACAUCCGCCCUUACAUCACAUCAUACCAACUCAAGGACGGAGCAGUCGAGUUAACAGGACGUCUUCGUGUCCGAACCACACCAGUCACCGGCCGCGACGGCAACACACUCACAGCUUCUCUCAUCCCAGUCUCGCGCAACGGCAGCACGCCCGCCGAGAUCGUCGCUAACCGCGCUACCUACAAGUUAGGAACGUCCUCUGGAUACCUAGACGAGAGAUUCCAGUGGUUCGAAUUCAUCCAGACACUCAACGCCACCGAUGCCUUCGACGCCUUCACGAUCCGCGUCAACGACGAAACUUACGACAACGGCGGCACAGGCAGCUACCCCAUCAACCCCGACGUCCUCUACCAAGAAGCGCAGUCAUGCACAGCCAAGGACACCACAACAGGAGAGUGGAAGAUGACCAUCACCGCAGCCGUUUCCAAGGCCCUCCUCCAGAGCGGUGCUACACCACAGCUCAACGUGUCGAAGAAGACCAAGGUCCAGGGCCUUGUUAUUCCUCGUCUUACACCAACGAUUGUCGAGAUGAGCCCCGCGGGCAAGGAGACUGCCGAGUAUGUGUAUUACACUGCGACGACGGUUCUGAGUGAGAGGGGCCUUGAUCCUACGUUUGAUAUAGAGGUUGGGGAGUCGAAGGUGGAGUUUAUUAGUGCGAAUGCGCUUACGCAGCAGGAGUGUGCGGCUUUGUAA